AUGUUCCGUACUGCUUCCGCAAGAUUGACCGCGUCUCUUCGACUGCAACUCACUGUUCGUCCCUGCAUAAGCAUACAAAAAACCCACAUUUUUCACAAAAUCCCCUUCCGCUUUAUUACAACAACUCCCAUUCGAUAUCGCCCAUCAACGACCGACGAAGCAAGCAAGACUACAGGUGCAAGUCAACAAAGAAGACCAAGUUUCAUAGCCAUACUGGCUGUCGCAUCAGUCGGUUUGUCAGCGUAUCUCGUUUUAGUGAAGUCCAGAGAAGGGCAAAAAAAAGCCAUAGAACAAAAACUUGAAUCGCGUACAAAGCCCGUUUUUGACAAGGAGAAGUAUACGGUCGUCUUUGUAUUAGGUGGUCCCGGUUCCGGCAAAGGGACUCAAUGUCAAAACCUUGUUAGGGAUUUUGGAUUCGUGCACCUCUCUGCUGGUGAUCUGCUCCGUGCCGAACAGCGGCGACCCGGCUCAGAGUAUGGUGAGCUCAUAAAUUCAUGCAUCAAGGAAGGCAAAAUCGUACCCAUGGAAAUUACCAUUGCCCUACUUGAAAAAGCUAUGCGUGAGGAUGGCGGGACUCGGUUCUUGAUCGAUGGGUUUCCGCGAAAAAUGGACCAAGCUGUUAAAUUUGAAGAGGCUGUUUGUGAAUCAAAGUCUGUCUUAUUUUUCGAAUGUCCCGAGGAAGUCAUGCUUACGCGUCUCCUCCAUCGUGGUGAAACGAGCGGGCGCGUUGAUGACAAUAUAGAAUCUAUUCGAAAGCGAUUCAAGACAUUCGUCGAGCAGAGUUAUCCGGUAGUGCAAUACUUUGAGAAACAAGGCAAAGUAAAGACUGUAUUAUGCGUAGAUACUCCAGAGAAAGUUUAUGAAAAAGUGAAGGAGAUUUUUAGAGAUAUAUUUAAAGAAUAA
This is a messenger RNA of Paraglomus occultum, 903 nucleotides long. NCBI's taxonomy places the organism in Eukaryota, Fungi, Glomeromycota, Glomeromycetes, Paraglomerales, Paraglomeraceae. The record is from the annotation of a GenBank genome assembly.